AAGCGGAGUCUCUCUGUCUAUAUAGUAUAUAUCUCUGCUCUCUCUCUCUAAACUGUUUAUACUUCUCAACAAUAGCAUAUAAACCCUCACUUUCCCCCCUCUCUCUCUAGAAAUUUCGCUCUCUCUCUCUCUCUUAGGGUUUGGGUACUCUUUCAUUGCUAGGGUUUAUUGGUGCUGGAGUCUGUGUCUUUUCGAUUCAAUGGCGUCUUUGGCUAUGGCCGCCGAGAAGCUUAGAGAUUUAAGCCAGCCGAUUGAUGUUUCUUUACUCGAUGCUACUGUUGCUGCGUUCUAUGGCACCGGAUCUAAGGAAGAAAGGGCUACUGCAGACCGGAUAUUGCAGGAGUUGCAAAGCAAUGUGGAUAUGUGGCUACAGGUUGUGCACAUUUUACAAAAUACAAAGAACCUAAACACCAAGUUCUUUGCCUUGCAGGUCCUUGAAGGUGUUAUUAAGUAUAGAUGGAAUGCAUUGCCUGUUGAGCAACGGGAUGGAAUGAAAAAUUACAUUUCUGAAGUCAUUGUACAGCUUUCCAGUAAUGAGGCUUCUUUCCGAUUGGAAAGGCUAUAUGUCAACAAGCUCAACGUAAUUUUGGUUCAGAUAUUGAAACAUGAGUGGCCAGCUAGAUGGAGAAGCUUUAUUCCAGAUCUUGUUGCAGCAGCAAAAACUAGUGAAACAAUUUGUGAGAAUUGCAUGGUUAUAUUGAAACUUCUAAGUGAAGAAGUUUUUGAUUUCUCUCGUGGGGAAAUGACUCAACAGAAGAUCAAAGAGCUGAAACAAUCACUAAACAGUGAAUUUCAACUCAUCCAUGAGUUAUGCUUGUAUGUACUAUCAGCAUCUCAAAGAACUGAGCUUAUUCGGGCAACAUUGUCCACCUUGCAUGCAUUUCUUUCCUGGAUUCCCUUGGGCUAUAUUUUUGAAUCCCCCCUGCUGGAAACACUCCUUAAGUUCUUUCCUGUGCCCUCAUAUCGAAAUCUUACCCUCCAGUGUUUGACAGAGGUUGCAGCUCUAAAUUUUGGAGACUUCUAUAAUGUGCAGUAUGUUAAGAUGUAUAAUUUCUUCAUGGUCCAACUACAGGCCAUUCUUCCUCCAGCAACAAACAUUCCAGAGGCUUAUGCACAUGGUACUAAUGAGGAACAGGCAUUUAUUCAGAACUUGGCACUGUUUUUCACUUCAUUUUAUAAGUCCCAUAUUCGAGUGCUCGAGACUUCGCCAGAGAACAUAUCUGCAUUGAUGAUGGGUCUUGAAUAUCUAAUUAGUAUCUCAUAUGUUGAUGACACUGAGGUUUUUAAGGUUUGCUUGGAUUAUUGGAACUCCUUGGUUUUGGAGCUCUUUGAGGCACAUCAUAAUUUGGAUAAUCCUGCUGUAACUGCAAACAUGAUGGGAUUGCAGAUGCCUUUGCUCCAUGGUAUGGUUGAUGGCAUAGGUUCACAAAUAUUGCAACGGAGGCAGCUUUACGCUAAUCCAAUGUCAAAGUUGAGAAUGCUUAUGAUUUGUCGUAUGGCUAAACCUGAAGAGGUUCUCAUAGUUGAAGAUGAGAAUGGCAACAUUGUUCGAGAAACUAUGAAGGACAAUGAUGUUCUCGUUCAAUAUAAGAUUAUGAGAGAAACCUUGAUAUACUUGUCUCACCUUGAUCAUGAGGACACUGAAAAGCAGAUGCUCAAGAAAUUAAGUAAACAAUUGAGUGGUGAGGAUUGGAGCUGGAACAAUCUAAACACUCUAUGUUGGGCAAUAGGCUCCAUUUCUGGUUCCAUGAUGGAAGAACAGGAAAACAGAUUUCUGGUGAUGGUCAUUCGUGAUUUACUGAAUUUGUGUGAAAUCACCAAGGGAAAAGAUAACAAAGCUGUUAUUGCUAGUAACAUUAUGUAUGUGGUUGGGCAGUAUCCACGAUUUCUUAGAGCCCAUUGGAAAUUCUUGAAAACUGUUGUCAAUAAGUUGUUUGAGUUCAUGCAUGAAACACAUCCUGGAGUUCAGGAUAUGGCUUGUGACACGUUCUUAAAAAUUGUUCAGAAAUGCAAACGGAAAUUCGUUAUUGUACAGGUGGGGGAAAGUGAACCAUUUGUGUCUGAACUUCUGUCAGGCCUUCCAACAACCGUUGCUGAUCUUGAGCCUCAUCAGAUCCAUACAUUUUAUGAAUCUGUAGGGCAUAUGAUUCAAGCGGAACCUGAUCCACAGAAGAGAGAUGAAUACCUGCAGAGAUUGAUGGAUCUUCCAAACCAGAAAUGGGCUGAAAUCAUAGGGCAGGCGCGCCAGAGUGUUGAUUUUCUGAAAGAUCAAGAAGUGAUCAGGGCUGUUCUCAACAUAUUGCAGACAAAUACAAGUGUUGCUAGUUCUCUGGGAACAUAUUUCUUGUCCCAAAUCUCUUUAAUCUUCCUGGACAUGCUUAAUGUGUAUAGAAUGUAUAGUGAACUUAUAUCAAGUAGCAUUGCAGAAGGAGGGCCCUAUGCAUCUAGAACAUCCUAUGUGAAGCUUUUAAGAGCGGUUAAGAGAGAGACCCUUAAGCUCAUUGAGACAUUUUUGGACAAGGCUGAAGAACAGCCACAGAUUGGGAAGCAAUUUGUUCCCCCAAUGAUGGAUCCGGUUCUUGGUGACUAUGCUAGGAAUUUGCCUGAUGCUAGAGAAUCUGAAGUUCUGUCACUUUUUGCAACAAUUAUAAACAAGUACAAAGCUGCAAUGAUAGAUGAUGUGCCACGGAUAUUUGAAGCAGUUUUCCAAUGUACACUUGAGAUGAUAACCAAAAAUUUUGAAGAUUAUCCUGAGCACCGCCUCAAGUUCUUUUCAUUACUUCGGGCCAUUGCAACACAUUGUUUUCCUGCUUUGAUUCUGUUGUCGAGUCAGCAACUGAAGCUUGUGAUGGAUUCAAUCAUAUGGGCAUUUCGGCAUACAGAAAGAAAUAUUGCUGAAACUGGUCUGAACCUUCUGUUGGAGAUGCUCAAGAACUUUCAGGCUUCUGAAUUCUGUAACCAGUUCUAUCGCACGUACUUUCUCACAAUUGAGCAGGAAAUAUUUGCCGUCUUAACAGAUACUUUUCACAAACCUGGCUUCAAGCUGCAUGUCUUAGUGUUGCAGCAUUUGUUUUGUCUGGUUGAAAGUGGUGCUUUGACUGAGCCUUUAUGGGAUGCUACAACAGUUCCUUAUCCUUACCCAAACAAUGCAAUUUUUGUUCGUGAAUACACCAUUAAACUUUUGGGGACAUCAUUCCCAAACAUGACUGCAUCAGAGGUCACCCAAUUUGUUAAUGGACUAUUUGACUCAAGAACUGACCUCUCUGUAUUUAAGAAUCAUAUUCGAGACUUUCUUGUGCAAUCAAAAGAAUUUUCAGCUCAGGACAAUAAAGAUCUUUAUGCUGAAGAAGCUGCUGCUCAGAGAGAACGGGAGAGACAAAGAAUGCUUUCUAUUCCAGGGCUUAUUGCUCCUAAUGAGAUCCAGGAUGAGAUGUUGGACUCGUAGAAGGCUAUAUUUGCUGCGGAAGCUAAUUUGAUGAAUUUGUAAACCAGGAGUAGCAGCCAUUGCCAUCUUGAUUCAGUUACUUAGAAGUCGAUGGGUUUUAACAGAUGCAGCAUUCUUUUCGUUGGUGUUGAAGCUGGUGGUCGAUGACAAAGUGUGCCUCGGUAUGAAGAGUUGGCUGCUGGCAAUACUGUCUAUAUAUCCAUUGAAUGGGUGUAGAUUAUUUAGGUGCUAAUGUAGGAAUGAACAUAUUCGAGUCAUUGUACGGAUUUUGUGGAUCCUACUUGACCCUUAUUCAUCAUGAUGGUUGGGAUCAAACUGUUUAAAUGACUCUUUUUGGAUUGUUUAUUGAUUCGUCGUAGGUGUAACGCAUACUAAUGUUGGCGGGUUGUGCAGAAAUCUUAAUUUUCUUUUACAAUUCCGUUUUCCAGUGUUUAGUUAGGGGCUUCCUUUUAACUUUUUCCCCCUUCGUACAAUGUACCUUGGAUGUGUUCUAAUAUAUAUGAGCUUUGUUGUUUUUCCCCA
Hevea brasiliensis (rubber tree) is the source of this 3967-nucleotide messenger RNA. RefSeq names its product protein EXPORTIN 1A. NCBI's taxonomy places the organism in Eukaryota, Viridiplantae, Streptophyta, Magnoliopsida, Malpighiales, Euphorbiaceae. The transcript has 32 exons. Gene Ontology annotation, biological process: protein export from nucleus; ribosomal large subunit export from nucleus; ribosomal small subunit export from nucleus. The coding region runs from base 200 to 3445 and encodes 1081 amino acids. The record is from RefSeq and is a predicted model, not a curated record. Gene Ontology annotation, molecular function: nuclear export signal receptor activity; small GTPase binding. Gene Ontology annotation, cellular component: cytoplasm; nucleus.